Messenger RNA from Belonocnema kinseyi, 5872 nucleotides. It is a transcript of the gene Sos, whose product is annotated as protein son of sevenless. Gene Ontology annotation, biological process: positive regulation of GTPase activity; Ras protein signal transduction. Gene Ontology annotation, cellular component: nucleosome; plasma membrane. Lineage: Eukaryota; Metazoa; Arthropoda; Insecta; Hymenoptera; Cynipidae. The transcript has 19 exons. The record is from RefSeq and is a predicted model, not a curated record. Gene Ontology annotation, molecular function: guanyl-nucleotide exchange factor activity; structural constituent of chromatin; DNA binding. The coding region runs from base 552 to 4550 and encodes 1332 amino acids.
GGCAUCGACGUAGUGAUGUCCGCGAAGUACUCGAUGAAAAAUUCGAAUAAAGGGCGUGUAAAAUGUGCGUAAUCCGGAGGUCGGAGGCCCUCGAUGUGGACACAGAAGUGCUUCCGAGGCUAGGGUGCGUUCGGGGGUGUUUGUGGCGUGACUCGCGAAGAUACUUUUCUGCCGCUUAGCUAUCGCAUUCCACUAUUCCAGUACCAAUGUCUGCGCUUUAGACCCCUUAGACGACGGAUCGACGGACGGACGUCUGUGUGGUCUCUGUCAACGCUUUUGUCAUUUGUGCACUUUCAUCGCGAUGUUCUUCCCUAAUCUCGAGGACUCUCCGGAGCCUCCUACCUCCUAGGGAUCAAGAACUCUCGGUGCCCUGGCGGUUCGAGCUAGCCUGUGCAUGUACGACUGUGUGCGUGUCCGGAGUGUCAGACGGAUCUGUGUUUCACCAUUAGUGCGCCCCAUUCAAUAUCUCAUUGUCUCUGCUGCGUUGUGUCCGCACGCGGGUCUAUGAUUUUCCUUUUUUCUUUCUUUUUUUUUUGUUUCCACUCGGUGAAAUGUUCUCGUCGCCGGCGUCCGUGGUCGGCGAGCCGUCUGGCUAUGACUUCGAGAAAGAGGAGAACGCUGCCAAGUGGAAGGGAGUGUUUGUCAACUCCCUGCGCAAGGUAUUGGGGCAAGUUCAUCCUAGUCUAGAAGCUCGACAAGACGCCUUAGAUUAUGUUGAGAGUCUGAUCUUGAGAAUGUUGGGCAUGCUCUGUGGAAAUCCACCUCCUCAUACGCCUCAAGACGUAGAAGAAAGAGUAAGACGAACAUUUCCUACUCCCAUUGACAGGUGGGCACUUCGAGACGCAAGAGAUGCUCUAGAAAAAGGAAAGAAAAAGUCGCCACUUGUUCUUCCCGUGGAUAAAAUCCACCAACUCUUGCAAAAGGAAGUAUUACAGCAUAAAAUCGACUCUCAAGUCAGUCUUUUUGUAGUUGGAGUACUCGAAUACAUUUCUGCUGAUAUUUUAAAGUUGGCUGGAAAUUACGUCAAGAAUAUACGCCACGUCGAGAUUUCCUGUGAAGAUAUAAGAGUCGCGAUGUAUGCGGACAUGGUACUAAUGGACAUGUUUUACCAAGAUGACUACACGGAGGGGCCUCAGAGUAGUUUAGGGGCAGGGGCGGUCGUGUCUCAGACGUAUGAAGAAUCUGUCCGAGAUUUAAUACACGAUGAACGCCAUUAUCUACGUGAUCUCCAUAUGAUCAUCAAGGUAUUUCGAGAAGAAAUAGCGAAACUUGCGCAAGAUCGAAAUGAAAUCGAAACACUUUUUAGUAAUAUAAUGGAUAUUUAUGAAAUGACCGUAACGUUACUUGGAAGCUUAGAAGAUAUUAUGGAGAUCACGGAGGAAAAGCAAACCCCUACUGUAGGAUCCUGCUUUGAGGAAUUAGCCGAGGCAGCCGAAUUUGAAGUGUAUAAGACCUAUGCACGAGAAAUGAACAGUCCAGCUAGUCGAGAAGUUUUAACGAGACUAUUAUCGAGGCCAGAAGCCAGUAAUGCUUUACGUGCUGCGGGACACGGUUUUAAAGAAGCUGUAAAGUACUAUUUGCCAAAACUUUUAAUGCAACCUGUAUGGCACUGCUUUUUGUACUUCGAUUACAUUAAGGUAUUACUCGAACGUACGCCAAAUUCCGAAGACGGUGAGACUUUAGAACAAGUUCAAGGUGUUCUGAGUCCAUUAAAAACGGAAUUAACCAAAACUGUUGCGAGUCUUCCAAAGAAAGACAGUGGUUUACGAAUGCAAAGCAGGGCACGCAGGCAAGCUGCCCUAGAAAAAACGAGCGAACUCCAGAAAAAUGUCGAUGGCUGGGACCAGAGGGACAUCGGACAAUGUUGUAACGAAUUUAUUAGAGAGGACAUGCUGGGAAAAGUAGGUAGCAAUGGUCGAAGGCUAACAGAAAGAAGAGCUCUCUUAUUUGACGGUUUACUUGUCCUCUGUAAACCCAGUGGUGGUAAAAGAGUGAGUGUCAGUGUCUCUGGAGUCGCAGUUGGAAGCAGUCAUCCUGCACAUCAAGGAGAAUUGCGUUUAAAAGAACGCUUUUUCAUCCGAAAGGUCGAUAUUAUCGAUCGGGAAGACACUGAAGAAUUAAAAAAUGCCUUCGAAAUCGCACCAAGGGACCAUCCUAAUGUUAUUCUCGUUGCCAAAUCGGUCGAGGACAAAAACAGUUGGAUGGCGGAUCUUGUGAUGCUCAAUACGAAAAGUAUGCUGGAGCGUACUUUGGAUAGCAUUCUCUUGGACGAGGAGAGGAAGCAUCCCUUGAAAUUACCCUCGCCACACUUAUAUGAAUUCGCGGAACAGGACGGUCCUGAAAAUAUUGUCCUGGAGGCGAGAGAAAACGGAGGCGUGCCUCUUAUCAAGGGCGCGACUUUAGUAAAGCUGGUCGAGAGGCUGACUUAUCAUAUUUACGCCGAUCCAGCUUUCGUCCGAACAUUCCUCACUACUUAUAGGAGCUUUUGUUCUCCACAAGAACUGUUAACAUUGUUAAUAAAACGGUUUGAUAUACCGGACCCAUCGUUGGUUUACGAGGAGGAGGAAAAGCCAACGGGAUGUAAAACCAUUGCAAGAGAAGAUUGGAAGAGGUACAGAAAAGAAUUCUGCCAGCCGGUGCAGUUUAGGGUUUUAAAUGUUUUAAGGCAUUGGGUGGAUCAUCACUUUUACGAUUUCCAACGAGACCCAUCUCUUCUUGAGAAAUUGAAGGUAUUUCUCGAAACUGUAAGUGGAAAGUCGAUGAGAAAAUGGGUGGAUUCUGUAAUGAAGAUUGUGCUGAGAAAGUGUGAGCCCUCGGAGCAAAGGCCGAUUACUUUUAGCUUCGAGCGCUCUCCUCCUCCUAUCGAGUGGCAUUUGAAAGUUCCUGAGGAAGAAUGGGGAAUACUUACGCUCCAUCCCAUUGAAUUAGCAAGGCAACUGACUUUAUUAGAAUUCGAAUUGUACAGAACGGUAAAGCCUUCCGAAUUAGUAGGGUCUGUGUGGACUAAAAAAGACAAAGAAAAGACGUCACCCAACCUUUUGAAGAUGAUUAAACACACGACAAAUUUUACAAGGUGGCUCGAAAAGACGAUAGUGGAAGCAGAAAAUUUAGAGGAGAGGGUGGCUAUUGUAUCUCGAGCAAUUGAAAUAAUGAUGGUGCUACAGGAUCUCAAUAAUUUCAACGGAGUGCUCGCCAUUGUUAGUGCUAUGGGAUCUGCUUCUGUUUUUAGGUUAAAAUUCACUUUCCAGCAAAUUACAGCACGAUUAGAUAAAGCACUUGAAGAGGCUCGUGAACUGAAUAACGACCAUUUCCGAAAGUAUCAGGAAAAGCUGCGCUCCAUUAAUCCACCUUGCGUACCAUUUUUCGGCAUGUACCUGACCAAUAUACUGCACAUCGAAGAAGGGAAUCCAGAUUACUUGCCAGGAAGCCCAGAGCUUAUCAACUUCAGCAAGCGACGAAAAGUCGCCGAAAUCACUGGUGAAAUCCAGCAGUACCAAAAUCAGCCUUACUGUCUUUCGGUGGAACCGAGAAUAAGGCACUUUAUUGAAAACCUUUCUCCGUUCGACCCUAAUAUGAAGGACGCAGACAUAAGCAAUUAUUUGUAUAACAAAAGUUUAGAAGUGGAACCAAGGGGCGCACGACAACCACCCAGAGUUUCUCGUAAAUGGCCAGAUUUAAACCUGAAAUCGCCGGGUAUCAAAGCGAGAAGUCUGAGCGGCAAGUUGCCAGCGCCACUUCAGGCUGUGGCUUCCAGUGUGAGGUUGCACGAUCCACCCGCAGAAUUUGCACCACCCCCGGAACUUCCGGAAACUCCUCCUCAUACUUCACAGGCACCUCAUACUGGAGAUCACAGCGUUUUUGCACCUGUAUUGUUGGGAGGUUCAGGACAAACUCCGGGAUCGCCAGGUCCCCUUAGCAUGUCGGGUCUUUCGAUUAGUUCCCCAGGAAGUAGUCCUCAGUUGGGGUCUCCUGGACAUAUGCCACCUCCUCAUCAUCCGUCGCAGAGCACUCUCUUUGGUUUUAAUCAAAGUUCAAUCGGCGCAGUGUCUAUGUCCGCCUUGUCGACAGCGGGUGGCAGUCCGGGCGCUCCAAUGCCUCUUCCUCCUUCUCCAAGCCACGUCAAUCUUAGCCAACCCCCUCCACCGUUACCACCACGAUCUCAUCGGAGGCGAGAAAGUUCCAUCAGCGAGUCACCGCAUCAGGUCAGACAAGCACCGAACGCUCCGUUAUUGCCUCCGCGAGAAGGCACAUCUCCACCUCCUCUCCCUCCUCGCAGAGAUUUACCCCCAGCGACUCUACCACCACGGCUUCCCGCCACUUUGAAUCCGAGUAGCUCUGCUUUAUUAAUGAGGCGAAACUCUAAUUUGGAAAGCUCUUCCUCGGGCGCUGCUCAUCCACGGAGGUACAUGUCUGUCAAUGGGCCCAGUCCCACGAAGCUUCCACCUACUCAACCCAACGGAUCAAUAACGCCCAGAUUACCACCAAAACCUCUGCCAGGACGUCCUCCGACCACUAUGUUUAAUUUCAGUGCUCCCCCUGGACCUAGUUAGAGACUCCUACUUUUUUCUUAUCCCAGAACAAAAGAAUUUCAGAGGAUCGAUUCGAGUCUAUCGGAAUUCGUCGAAGUCGUCGCUCCAGUCCAAUAAGGGCUUUGAUGUUGUAAAUAGUACUGUUUUCAGAUUUGGAAAAGGACCAGUAUCAGACGCACAAAAAAUUGGACCUUGAUGAUCUUCGACUCGGCUCUAGAUUAAUUAGAUAAUCAUAAUUAUCUAAAUACCGCCGAAAAAUAAUAUUGAACGAUGCGCUUAUAGUUGAUGGAAAUUGGUGGAGUAUAAUUGGUGAGAGAAGCAAAUGGACGAAGCACUGAUUGUGAUGAGAUGUUAUUCGUUACAUUCCUUAUUCGGAACACAUUCUUAACACGGCACAAGAAACUAUUUUUCUUGAAAGCUUAUUUUUCGAAUUGUACAGAGUAAUUGUACAUAUGCGAACAGUAUAUUUUUAGACAUUUUUUUACAAAUAGACACAUAACCGAUAGGAGUAAGUAGAGAAAAUUAACUCGUUCAGGUACACAUUUUGACUCUUCUCUUGGAAAGCCUGAGGCAGGGAGCAGUUUUUGGAAUGGACUCGAACCUUAUUACUAUAGAUGAACUAGGAAUAUUCUUGAAACUAUUUCUAUUCAAGUUUAUCGAUAUCAGUGUACUUGACAUGCACAAAUCGGUUUUCUUUGACAUUAAGAAAAUCUAGACGAGGAAAUUCCUAAUGUCUUUCAUCGUUUUAAGUCGCAGGUACAAGACUUUUUCUUUUUUUUUACGAUUUUGAAAACGAAGGAUUUUAAUGAGUACCGAUAGGAUCGGUAUAAAUGCUCAGUUGAAAGAAAAGUUACUUUUUUGAGAGAAUAAGAAUUCCAUUUCUCGUUACUGUGUUACUAGAAUUUAUAGUGAAUUGGAUGCCGGAAUGCGGAAUGCAUUUCAUCACUAUAGGCUGUCCAGAGGAACUCAUGAACCAAUUUUUCAUACUCGCAUUGAAAAGAUUUUGCUCGUUCGCGAUUCUCGAUCGACCCAUUUCUUCUUUGAACCCUUGUCUAUCCUUGAACAAAACUGUGAUACACUUUGAACGUGGAUAAGUGAAUGUAAUUAGACGUUUAGAAUUUAAAAAAAAUUCAGAUGGAAGAAAGUGCAGUAUCAAAUAAAUCAUAGGCCAACACACCUAUAUUAUUAUACAUAUAUCUUAAGUGGUAUCGAUAGCGCAGAAAGAAAUAAAUACUAUGUAAAUGUAUAUUAUAAAUAUAUUCUUGUCGAUAGGUAUUGUAAUAAUAUUGAAUGCAGGCAAAAGUGAAAUAUUGCAAAGUGUAAAAUAAAGAGUAUAUUGUGUA